AUGUCACUCAAAGCCUCUCCGCUACUAUCAUGUGUAUGCUUACUUCUCGUCCUAUUCCCUUCCCACGCAGAGCCGCCGACGGCGCCGGCUGCAGGGGAGAAACCACCUUCCGCAUUCGAGUUUAUCAAACGUUUGCAAGGAUGUCGGAAAGGUGACAACGUUGAAGGGCUAAAACAUCUCAAGAAUUAUCUUAAAAGGUUUGGUUAUUUGGACGAUUUUAUCACUAUCAAUGGAGAAGAGGAAAAUGAUGGUUUCGAUGAUUUCCUAGAGUCGGCCGUCAAAACUUACCAGACCAAUCACCGCCUCAACGCCACCGGAGUUUUGGACGCGGAAACCGUGUCGCUGAUGGCGACGCCGCGGUGUGGGGUGGCGGAUAUAGUCAACGGCCAGAACUUGAUGCAGCGUCCCUCCGGGAUAAUCCGCCGCCGCCGGCUCGGAUCCUUUCACGCCGUUUCGCGUUAUGUUUUCUUCGACGGCGAGCUGAGGUGGCCGGACGGAAAGAAGUCAAGAACCACCUGA
Messenger RNA from Ipomoea nil (Japanese morning glory), 519 nucleotides. Its product is annotated as metalloendoproteinase 2-MMP-like. Lineage: Eukaryota; Viridiplantae; Streptophyta; Magnoliopsida; Solanales; Convolvulaceae. The record is from RefSeq and is a predicted model, not a curated record. Gene Ontology annotation, molecular function: metalloendopeptidase activity. Bases 1 to 519 code for a protein of 172 amino acids. Gene Ontology annotation, biological process: extracellular matrix organization; collagen catabolic process. The transcript has a single exon.